Messenger RNA from Caenorhabditis sp. 36 PRJEB53466, 2273 nucleotides. The record is from the annotation of a GenBank genome assembly. NCBI's taxonomy places the organism in Eukaryota, Metazoa, Nematoda, Chromadorea, Rhabditida, Rhabditidae.
AUGGAGAGUCUCGAAAGAAGUCUCAAUAACAUUAACAUAGACGACGGACCAUGGCGUCCGCACGAGCAACCGCCCGUCUGGAGCAAUAACGGCGGUGUCCAGCAGCAACAGCGCGUGUGGGGAGCUCCCGGACAGCAGUUUCCAAACCGAUCGCCGUGGCAACAAGAUCCGAAUGACAUUGGUGCGUGUAGUAUAGUGUAAUUGGUUGGCCGCCAGGAGAAUAAGUUGUCUGAUUGUUAGGGCGGCAGAAUUGGGUGAUUCUGUGUUGGACAUUGAGAAAAAGUGAUCGCCCUGUCAUUCGCAUUACUUUACAGAGCAAAAUGUCAACGAAGCCCUGGGAUUGAGUGGAACUGCUAGCAGCCAGAGCCAAUGGGGACCACCCAUACCAAACUCGGACUACGACAAACAGAUCUGGGGAGACCCGCUGAGCGAUGUACCCUAUCCACCACCGCCACAUGCACGUAAGUAGUGAGAAUAUGAGAAACCCUUCUGAACAGCUUUUUACCAGCAUUCGGCGCAUUGAACGGAGGAAUUGGAGGACCGCCGACAGAGUGGUCUCUGGGCUCGCAACCCUCGCACCCAGUUUGGAGCAACGGGGGUAUGGGAAAAGAAACGGACGACUUCUGGAAGCAACAGCAGCCGCAGCAGCAACAGCAUUACCCAAUGCCACUUCUCCAAGGAGCGUGGGGAGGCCCGCGGGGCAUGAAUCACGGACCGCCAGGACAACAGCGAGGAGGAAUGAUGCAACAAGAUUACCAGGGCGGCUGGGGUGGUCCCAACAACAUGGGCGGCAAUAAGCAGAUGAGCCGACCUUGGGGAGACAAUAAUCGCGGCAUGUCGGGCAUGUCGUCUCGAAACGGCCGCCCCAACAACCAGAACCAAGGGCGGUACGGCGGAAUGGGUGUCGACGUGUCGGUACCGCCGCCGAUGGACAUGCACAUGGGAGGCAUGGGCAUGCGGAACAUGGGACCGCCAACUGGUGGACAUGGAAACUGGAAGAACAGCGGUGGCAACGGGGGAAGCGGACACCGCAACUACAACAAUCGCGGCGGUGGCGGCGGAAUGAACCACGGAAGCCAGAGCAGUCAGGCAGGAAGCAUGUGGAACGGCAGCAGCAGCAACGGUGGCGGCGGUGGCAACAUGCAGUACAUGAGCGAGCAGUCGUACACAAACUCGACGUUCACCAUCGGAGGAGCUUCCGAUGAUUUGACUCUCUCCGUCUGGCAUGACCCGAACGGAGAGCUCAAAAAGUGGCAGAGAGACACCGGAGUGUCGUACUGGGGAGAUCCGGAGAAGCAGAGUGAGAACAUAUCCACAAUCGUCAGGGCAUUUCACCUUUUUUUCAGCCGAUCGUUCCAUCAACCUGUGGCUCGUGCCAGAAGGCGCUGACGAAGACUUGGAAUCCGCGUUGAACCGGUGCCCAGUGCCACAGAAGAAAGUUCCGGCGACCGGCACUACUCCUGCUGCUGGUGACUUUACAGAGUUGCAGGCCGAGGAGAACAACCGUUUCCCGUUCCCAGUUCCACCCAAGCGGCCAAUUGUGGUUACCGGAUGGGGAGAGCUGCCGGAGAACGAUCCGAACAACCCGAACAAGAAUGGUAAACACUUGAAACUAACAAAGACCGUUCAGUAUAAUCAUUUUCUCUUCCAGAAUCGACCAUCUUCGACGAGCCGAACAGAUGGAACGACCUGAACACGGAGACCAACCCGUGGUACCUGCCGAACCAGAACUCGUCGACGUUCACCAGCGACACCAACACCGGCUCGUGGGUCCAAGGAGGUACUAUCCCACUAACUGAGCCCGGAAACGUACAUCAUGGCGCUGUCGCAGAAAUGCUCAAAAGUGCUGUCGAGAAAGGAUAUCUCGAUCAAAGUGUGACAAUGUUGGCCAACUUGCCGCCGCAGGUCCUCCAAUACGUCAACUUGUUGCUCGUCAAGAUUCCGGCGCUUGACAGCGUCGAGAAUGAGUUGAAGGCUGUCGUGGAGAGCUCGCGUCCAGACGAGUCCACUGAGAUUGAUCCGCAGAAUCCGCAAAAGUACAUGAACGAUAGCCAGAAGGUGAGCGGCAAAAAAUUAUCAGAAUCAUUAUUAUAUUAAUUAUAUUUUAGCUCGAACACAACCGCUUGAUCAUUGAAGUGACCACCGCCAAGAUCGAGGUUCAAGAAUACUCCAAAAAGGUCAACCGCGCUCUUCUCGAGGCCGGCAUCUUGCAGCCGCAAGAGCAACGUGCUCCACCAUCGUCGGAGGACUAUCACUACUCCUUCCUCGAAUAA